AUGUACGCCUUCGCUUCUUCCUCCUAUCUGAAACCACAGGAACGAAUCUCGGCUUCAGAAGAUGAAAUCGAUUGGGUGAAGACUCAGAUCGAAAUGAAUGGACUGCAUAUGCAUGAUAAUGUGCUCUGCAAGGGUAUCAAUCCUCGUACUCGCGCCCAACAGCUUCACGAUUUGAUCCAGUACAAAGGGAUAUCACAUUAUGAACAAGAGGAAGAAGCAAAGAACCACACAGCCUUUCCAUGUCCAGAAAGAGACGAGCUCUCUCUCAUGGCUGCAUUUAGGUAUGAACUUCCUGCACAAGGGUUGCUUUAUAAACAUCCUUUUAUCUUGAAAGGUGAAGAUAUGGAGUUUGUUAGAUUUGGGUCUGGAUUUAUGUAUGAUUUAGUGUAUGCAAGUGCUGUGUUUCUUCAUAUGCCUGAUAAGCUUGUAUGGGUUGGAUUAGAGAGAUUAGUGGGUCGAUUGAAGCCUUUGGAUGGAAGAUUAUUUGUGUCUCAUAAUGUUAAGUUUGUGGAAACCAUGUAA
Messenger RNA from Lactuca virosa, 522 nucleotides. The record is from the annotation of a GenBank genome assembly. NCBI's taxonomy places the organism in Eukaryota, Viridiplantae, Streptophyta, Magnoliopsida, Asterales, Asteraceae.